This is a messenger RNA of Saccostrea echinata, 1040 nucleotides long. Its product is annotated as inactive pancreatic lipase-related protein 1-like. The record is from RefSeq and is a predicted model, not a curated record. The transcript has 4 exons. Gene Ontology annotation, biological process: lipid metabolic process. Gene Ontology annotation, molecular function: triacylglycerol lipase activity. Bases 75 to 1040 code for a protein of 321 amino acids. Lineage: Eukaryota; Metazoa; Mollusca; Bivalvia; Ostreida; Ostreidae.
GGUUUUUCAAAAGCAGAAAAGUUUGUUAUACUCACAUCGGGUGUUUCAGUAAUGCAGCUCCAUUUAAUAAUGUUAUGGGACUCCUGCCCGACUCACCUAACAAGAUUCAAACAACCUUUAUGUUAUACACGAGAGAAAACCGGGAAACCCCUCAGAUUCUGAGCCCCUACAAUUCAAAUACCAUCUCCCGAUCAAAUUUUGAUGCAAGUCGAUUAACAAUAUUUAUCACCCACGGGUUUACUGACACUACGAAAACUGGAUGGGCGCUGAAAAUGAAAGAUGCGCUUCUGGAAGUGGAAGAUGUAAACGUGAUACCUGUCGACUGGUCCCCAGGAACUAAGGGCUUCAAUUACAUGAAAUCCAGUGCAAACACGCGCGUGGUUGGAGCUACCAUUGGAAACAUGCUAAAGGCUUUGUGGGACACAACUAAUAUACAGCUUAGUCGUGUUCAUUUGAUUGGUCAGAGUCUUGGGGCCCAUAUCAUGGGGUACGCCGGUGACUGGACGCGUUCAAGCAUUAAUAUUGGUAGUAUAGGCAGAAUAACAGGUUUAGACCCAGCUGGAUUACAUUUUGAAGGUUUUGACGUCAAAGUGAAAUUGGAUGUCUCUGAUGCCAGCUUUGUCGAUGUCAUUCACACGGAUGCGGCCUCUAUUAUGAAUUUUGGACUUGGAAUCAGCAGUCCUAAUGGACACGUCGAUUUUUAUCCCAACGGAGGUAAAAGACAACCGGGGUGCAACGCUUUGUGGAAGGUAGUGUGUAGUCAUAUGAGAGUUAUUGAUUACUUCAUAGAGUCCAUCACUUCCUCCUGUGAAUUUAAGGCGUUUCCAUGCCUAGGCUAUUGGGAUUACUACUUUGGAGGGUGUAGAUCGUGUCGCAAUGGCUGCAAUAGAAUGAGUUACCAUGUCGAUAAAAAUGUACACGGCAAUUCUAUCUGCAAACAAAAGCUGAAUAUCCCUUUUGUGAGGAAUGAUAAGUUUGCCUACGUUUUUACCGCAGGAAAUAUCUUCAGACCUUUGUUGUGGGAGAGAACACAGACGUAG